This is a messenger RNA of Abrus precatorius (Indian licorice), 2202 nucleotides long. Its product is annotated as KH domain-containing protein HEN4. The record is from RefSeq and is a predicted model, not a curated record. Gene Ontology annotation, biological process: regulation of gene expression. Gene Ontology annotation, cellular component: cytoplasm; nucleus. Lineage: Eukaryota; Viridiplantae; Streptophyta; Magnoliopsida; Fabales; Fabaceae. Bases 113 to 1945 code for a protein of 610 amino acids. Gene Ontology annotation, molecular function: mRNA binding. The transcript has 7 exons.
AUAACAGAAACAGUGUGUGACAAACGGCACGUGUAAAUGCAUUGCAUCUGGGAUUUGGAACAGACGACGACGACGGGAGUGUUUGAGUUUCAUGUGAUCUGUGUGUGAUGCCAUGUCCAACAACAACGGCAAGAAGCGCCGCCAUGUUCCGCCUGCACCAUCCGACACCAUUUUCCGUAUCCUCUGUCCGGCGGCAAACACGGCAGACAUAACGGCGCUUGCCGGAGACGGAGCUAAGAUUCUGGUCGAUGACUUCGGCGGCGCCGACGAGCGUGUUGUUGUUAUUGUCGGCGCCGCGGAGCAACCUGUUUCUUGUGAGGAGUCGCCUGCACAGGUUGCAUUGAUUAGGGUUUUUGAGAAAAUGGUGGAUGAAGAAUCUAAGGCUUCCAAUUCGGCGGUUUCGUGUAGGUUGGUAGCGCCCAGCUAUCAGGUUGGAAGUGUGCUUGGUCGAGGAGGCAAAAUCGUGGAGAAAAUCAGGCAAGAGAGUGGGGCUCAGGUUAGGGUUUUGCCCAAGGAUCAAAUUCCCCAUCCUCCUCCCGGAGAUGAAUUAAUUCAGAUAACAGGAAACUUUGCCUCAGUAAAGAAAGCGCUUGUCUCUGUUUCGAGUUGUAUUCAGGAUAAUGUAAGGGUGGAUGCUGCUAAUUCGGGUGGUUUUAGACCUUCUGGGCCUGGUGGACACCAUGGACCGCCACCACCUGCUCAGGUUGAACCUUAUUCUCAACGAGGUUACGCGCCAUCUGGGUCGUAUGCUCCUCCUGAUCAUCACCCCAGAGGUUAUUCUUCUUUUCCAGGUCCUGAAGGUGCUGGGCCUGGGCCUGCUCAUAGGAUGUUUGCUGAAGAGGAGGUUGUCUUCAAGCUAUUGUGUCACCAUGAUAAAGUCGGUAGUCUUAUUGGUAAAGGGGGUUCUGUGGUGCGGGCUUUGCAAAAUGAAACGGGGGCAUCUAUCCAAAUCGUUGAAGCUGGACCUGAUUCGGACGAGCGUGUGGUUGUGAUAUCUGCGCGAGAGAAUUCAGAGCAAAAGCAUUCUCCUGCACAAGAAGCCGUUAUUCGGGUUCAUGGUCGACUUACAGAGAUUGGAUUUGAACCAAGUGCUGCAGUUGUUGCUAAGCUUCUUGUGCGUUCACCACAGGUUGGCUGUCUCUUGGGCAAGGGAGGUCUUGUAAUAUCUGAAAUGCGAAGGGCCACAGGGGCUAGUAUACGCAUCUUUUCAAAGGAACAGAUUAAAUACAUUUCCCAAAAUGAAGAAGUCGUACAGGUUAUUGGGAGCUUACAAUCUGUGCAAGAUGCUUUGUUUCACAUAACCAGCAGAAUUCGGGAAACUAUUUUCCCAGUAAGGACCCCUCCAAAUUUUAGUGCACCACCACAUUUGCCACCAUUUCCAGAAAUGCCACCUCCGUUAUUUAGGCCAAGAAAUCAUUUGAUGUCCUCUGGCCACCCUCCUCCUCCAGUUGGGCCUCCUCAUGGAAUUGACCAUUCAACUGUUCCCCCGAUGCCUGUUGACCAUCAGCAUGCGUUUUUACAUGGUAUGGGGCGUGGUCCACCAAACAUGGAUCGGGUUCCCUAUCCUCGUGGUUAUGAAGGACCAAAUUCUCCAAGAUCAUGGAAUCCUCUGGCAGUUAACAGAGGAAAUCCAGGAGGAACAGGUGAUAAUUCUAGUUUGGCUUCAAGAAAUGGAACCCCUGGAAAGAAUGGAAACCCAUUACAAAAUCCAAAUAGCUUAACUAUUGAGAUUACGAUCCCUUAUACGUAUUUAAACCACGUGUAUGGGGAAAACAAUAGCAACCUUACGCAGAUUCGACAGACAUCUGGCGCAAAUGUGGUGGUUCAUGAUCCAAAACCUGGAGCCGCUGAAGGUCUGGUGAUUGUGUCAGGAGCACCGGAUCAAACUCACGCGGCUCAAUGCCUAAUUCAAGCUUUCAUUUUGUGUGGGCAGACUGUAGCGUGAGUUGAGACUACAGGAACAAGAGGCAAUCCUGUAAUUGUUAUUUUAUCGUGAUGGUUUAAGGAGAUAUUUGUAUCAAGAUUGUAACAUUUUGUGAAUUUUAUGUUCAAUUAGAGUAAUUUUAUUUAUUCUUUCCUGCGCCGAGGGUUAGACCUCACUUUUGUAUUGAUGUUUCUAAUCAUUCUAGAAGCUACCUACACAAAUUUAUAAGUAUAUAGGUACCUUUGGAAAUGUUUGAAUCUUCCCUUUUAUGUCAUUUC